Molecule: messenger RNA, 879 nt
Organism: Trichophyton rubrum CBS 118892
Lineage: Eukaryota; Fungi; Ascomycota; Eurotiomycetes; Onygenales; Arthrodermataceae
Exons: 1
Coding region: 1-879 (292 amino acids)
Biological process (GO): transmembrane transport
Cellular component (GO): membrane
Molecular function (GO): ATP binding; ATPase-coupled transmembrane transporter activity
Source: RefSeq, a predicted model, not a curated record
AUGGUGCCGCUUGUUAUCGCAAUAUUAUCCUCCGUGUUGUCAAUAUGGGCAAGUCGCUCAUCCGAUAGUUAUCAGACAGCUUGGGCAAGCUAUUCCCAACUUCGAGUUGGGACCAUCUCAAGAAUGCUAUCUUCAAUCAAACCACUAAAAAUGAGAGGGCGAACCGGGAUACUAUCGCCAAUUUUUCAAAAUAUCCGACCACAAGAGAUUAAGCUAGUCAAUCGGUUCAGAAUGCUUUUAGUAUGGACCACAGGAAUAGGCUAUGUUCCGCAAUUCAUUUCACCACCACUUACAUUUUUGCUAUUCAUCUUGAGGGUGAAUGGAAAUGGACAGCCAUUUGAUUCCUCAAGAGCAUUCACGUCUCUAUCCUUGUUGUUGAUCUUGGCUCAGUCGCUCAGCCAAACACUCCUUGACCUGCCUCCACUGCUUGCUUCGUUUGGAUCAUCCUCACGUAUUGAUAAGUUUUUAUCAACGGAAUCCCGGGUGGAUAUAAGGCAUUUUCCUGCCCUGUCGGACGAACCGCGGGAGACAACUUUUGAAAAGAAAUAUCACCCUGAGCAGACUAUCAUUGAAGUGACAAAUGGGUCUUUUGGAUGGAAAGAUGACAGAGAUGUUCUUCACAACAUCAAUAUUACUAUCCCCCAGGGCCAAAGUACUUUUAUUGUGGGACCGAUUGCAAGUGGGAAAUCCACUCUCUGCCAUGCUUUUCUUGGAGAGACGCCGAUUGGCUUCUGCCGUCAAACGCCACAUCUAACUAAUGGGACAGUUCAGCAGAAUAUAAUUGGGUUUUCAAUAUUCGAGCCUAGUUGCACACGGUUGUUAAAGCCUGUGCACUGGUUACCAAUAUCGACUCCCUGCCCCGUGGAAAUGAGACCAUAG